Messenger RNA from Amphibalanus amphitrite, 6953 nucleotides. It is a transcript of the gene fry, whose product is annotated as protein furry-like. Gene Ontology annotation, biological process: cell morphogenesis; neuron projection development. The transcript has 43 exons. The annotation marks the transcript as partial. Gene Ontology annotation, cellular component: site of polarized growth; cell cortex. NCBI's taxonomy places the organism in Eukaryota, Metazoa, Arthropoda, Thecostraca, Balanomorpha, Balanidae. The record is from RefSeq and is a predicted model, not a curated record.
UUACUGAAGGUCAUCUUGCGUGAUGAAUCAUCAAUAUCAUUGAUUGCGUGGCGUAUCAAUAAAAAGGUUAUCAUCAUUGAGCAUGACUGAAGCUGAGUUUAAAAAUAUUGAUUCACUGGAAGCGAAAGAGUCUGACAUCCUCGACACUAGAUCUCCAAACUUAACCAGAGACGAGGCCAGCGCCUCGUCGGCGCCCGGUGACGGCGCCACGACGGUCGUCGACCGGGAUGGCUCCGAUCUGACUGACACCGAACCCGACGACCUGGAGGACUAUGCUGCGGGCGGCGACGGGCCGCCUCCGGGGGGCGGCUCGUGCGCCACACUGCCCCUACCGUGGGGAGCGCGCCGCGAGCGGCACUGCUUCCCGGCCAGCGUACAGGUUGACCCCGACCUGCGACCCGGAGAGUUCGUCAUGAGGACCCUGUUCGCCGAGUUCACGGUCCAAGCAGAGAGGAAAAUCGAGUCGGUCAUGAUGGAGCCGCUGGAGCGCCCGCUGUCCAAGUCGCUGCAGCGAGGCGAGGACGCCCAGUUCGACCAGAUGCUGUCCACGUUCGGCUCGGCGGCCGAGCACUGUCUGCCGUCCCUGCUGCGGACUCUGUUCGCCUGGUACGACCGCCAGGGGGUGGACGUGGCGGCAGAGGUGCGGCUGACCCGCACAGACGCCAAAGGCAGGGUAGAGCCGACCACCGACCGCCUGGAGCGGGAGCACCGCGAGGACCGGCGCGACCUGGCCGUGGAGUUCAUCUUCUGUCUGGUGCUGAUCGAGGUACUCCGUCAGUUCUACCUCCACCCGGGCUACGAGGACCUGGUGCGCCAUCUGGAGAACCUGGCGUUCCGACACUUCAAAUACCGAGAGAGCACUGCGGCCGGUCCGAACUCCUCCAAUGUGAACAUCAUCGCCGACCUGUACGCCGAGGUGAUCGGCGUGCUGGCUCAGUCGCGCAUCCACUCUGUGCGCGCGCGCUUCAUGCACGAGCUACGCGAGCUACACGCCAAGGAGAGCAGCCAGCAGACCACCCAGGGCAUCAUCGCCCUCCUCAUGGGCAUGAAGUUCUUCAGAGUGAAGAUGGUGCCGAUCGAAGAGUUUGAGAUUAGCUUCCAGUUUAUGCAGGAACUGUCACAGUACUUCCUCGAGGUGAAGGAUAAGGACAUUAAGCACGCGCUGGCGGGGUUGUUCGUUGAGAUUCUGGUGCCUGUGGCCGCUUGCGUUAAGAACGAGGUGAACGUGCCGUGUCUGAAGACGUUCGUGGAGAUGCUGUACACGCACACGCUGGACAUGUGCACCAAGGGGAAGCACCGGCUGGCCAUCUUCCCACUGGUGACCUGCCUGCUCUGCGUCAGCCAGAAGCAGUUCUUCCUCUCCAACUGGCACUACUUCCUGGCCAUGUGCCUGAGCAACCUCAAGAACAAGGAUCCCAAGAUGUCGCGCGUAGCGCUCGAGUCGUUGUACCGCCUGCUCUGGGUAUACAUGAUCCGCAUUAAGUGUGAGAGCAACUCCGCCACCCAGAGCCGCCUGCAGUCGAUAGUCAACUCGCUCUUCCCGAAGGGCUCCAAGAACGUGGUGCCGCGCGAUACGCCGCUCAACAUCUUCGUCAAAAUCAUCCAGUUCAUCGCGCAGGAGCGUCUGGAUUUUGCGAUGCGUGAGAUCGUGUUCGACCUGCUGUCGGUGGGCCGGGCGGUGAAGAUCGUCACCACGCCGGAGCGCAUGUCGAUCGGUCUGCGGGCGUUCCUGGUGGUGGCCGACAGUCUGCAGCAGAAGGAGGGCGAGCCGCCCAUGCCGCGCACCGUCGGCGUCCUGCCAUCAGGUAACACGCUACGCGUCAAGAAGACGUUCCUCAGUAAGAUGCUGACGGAUGACGCGGCGCGCAGUAUCGGCGUGUCCGCCUACUACCCGUACGUCCGGAAGGUGUUCAGCGACAUACUGCGCGCGCUCGACAGCCAGUUCGGGCGGCCGCUCAUGAUGACCAAUACGCAGAACGUCAACAAGGAGCCGGACGAGCGGAUAACCGGCGAGCGUAAGCCCAAGAUCGACCUGUUCCGGACGUGUGUGGCGGCCAUCCCGCGGCUGGUGCCCGACGGCAUGACCCGCAGCGACCUCAUCGAGAUGCUGGCCAGACUCACCGUUCACAUGGACGAGGAGCUGCGCGCCCUCAGUUUCCAGAGUCUGACUAAUCUCGCAGUGGACUUCCCCGAUUGGCGCGAGGAGGUGGUACUGGGCCUCAUCUGGUUCAUGUGUAAGGAGGUGGCGGACACGGCGCCCACUCUGCUCGACAACGGCCUGCGCAUGGUGCUGCAACUGCUCACCAGCUGGAGGAACGCCAUCGCCGCGCCGGCCAACGGGUCGACCAUCAAACGACGCGAGCUGAACGCCGUGGCGCCGUCACCGGCUCAGCGGAUGGACCAGCCGGGCGUGCUGCACAUGGUCGAGGGCCUGGCCUUGGUGAUGCUCUGUCACUGUCGGCUGGCCGUCCGCCGGCUGGCCGUCCACAUACUGAAGGAGGUCAAACUGCUCUUCAGGGCACUCGACUGUCUGCGGCCGGGCGAGACGGCGGCCGUGGACGCCAUGGACGCCGCCUGUCCGGCGCUGGUGGAGCGCUGCCUGCCGCUGCUGCCGCCAGCCGAGAAGGCGGCCGUCCUCUCCACGUCCAAUGUCGACCUGCAGUGGAUCGCAGAGAGAAACUCGGCAGUCUGGACCGCAGGUCUGCACGACGACGGCGCACAGAGCGGCUCAGUGCCCCACCUGGCCGCCGGAGACGCCUGGGCCGUCUGCCUGCAGGGCUUCCUCGAGCACGGCAGGCUGGCGACCGCCGCGCCCGUGGCUGUGGCACACGCCUGGCCCAUGGUCCACCACAGGAUCCAGGCGCUCUUCAGUGUCAUCGACCCCACACCGGUGAGCGACAACCGCGCCUCGCUUCUCCGCGGCACCACGGCCAUCAAGAAGCCGCCCGAACAGCGGGACAUCUACAUGGGCCUGUGGCGCAACUACGCGCUGUUCGCGUGCCGCGUGGUACCGGCAGUGAGCCAGCCGGGCCCGGCCAUCCGCUGUGUCUCGCCAGAGCUGAAUGUCAGCUCGUCGCCGGAGACUGGCGUGGGUGACCGUCCGGACCCGGCGUCUCUGCACCGUCUGCUGGUGCCGCUGCUCCGCUGUGAGGUGCAGGAUGUGCGCGACUCGGUCAGCGACGCCCUGGGACACAUCAACCACCUGGCGCUCAAGGACCUGAUGGUGGAGCUGGCGCCCUAUAUCCGCGAGGCCGUGGAUAGGAAACAGGAGAACAUGCGCCGCAGGAGGCGGCGAGACACACUCCGCCAGCAGCUGGUCAAGGUGUUUGAGCGCAUCGCCGACCAGGGAACGUUCGGACGCAGUCCGUCUAUCAUCGAUACCGACUCGCAGACGCUCUAUCCGACGUUCGUGGAGUACAUCGACGGCGCCAGGCUCUACCUGGAGGUCGAGGGGGACAAGACCACCGACACGGCCAUCAACCAGAUCAAACUGUUCUUCUGCAACUUCAUCCGCAAACUCAUCACCAGCUUCCCUCUGGACCUGCGUGUGACGCUGCUGAAGCGCGACCUGCGCCGUAACCUGGUAAACCUGUUCGCGCCCUGGAGCGGACCGUUCGGCCGACCGUUCCUCCCCAGACACGGAGACAGCAAGGAGCUGUCCGCCGAGCCGGUGACCUCGGUCUCGGAGCUGGAGCUGGCUGCGCUCACCUCCAUGUGGACGGUGGUCUGCUGCGGUCAGCUGUUUGACCCGGCCGUGGCCGUCGACGACGGAGACAUCUACCGGGGACUGGACAUACUACUGGCCUGCGCCGAUGACAAGGUGCAGCAGCUGGCGCGUGAGACGCUGGUGCUGCUGCUCGAGUUCAACCCGGACAUCUCGGCGCUGCUCGACUGGACGGUGGAGCGGUGCUACACGGGCUCGGCCCAGGUCAGCGACUGCUGCUUCCUCGCCAUCGCCACCGUCUUCAGCGCAAAGGAGUACCCGUGCGACCACUACACGGCAGUCAUCAACGUCACGCUGCUGAACACGGGCUGUCCUCGGGCCGAGAUCCACCAGACGGCUCUGCAGCUUCUGCAACUGCUGGACAAACGGUUCUUCGGGCGGGACGGACGGCACCUGGCUACAGAGAACGAGACAGAUGCUGAGAAGGAACGCCGCGAGCAGGGAACGCUGGACGCUCAGCUGGCCGCCUCCUACUGUCGGUCGCAGAUGUUCCUCUCCAAGCAGCUGGCGCAGCUGCAUCCGCACCUCACCAUGCCCAUGUUCUCAGAGGUGACCUACCGGCUGCAGACGGCCCGCCCGAUGAUCCGCCAGCGCCUACUGCAGUACCUGCUACCCUGGCUCUACAACAUGGAGCUGGUCGACCCCAAGAUUCAGCCCAUGAGUCCGCUGGCCAAGUUUCAGUACUUUUCUCAGAUUGAGGCGUCGAGCGCGGCCCAGCAGCGCAGGGAGGGCUGGGGCUCGGCGGAGGCCACCGAAAUGGUUAUCAACAACCUGCUCUACAUCACGGCAAAGAUUGGCGACGACCACCCGAAGGAGCUGGAGGACCUGUGGGCAGCACUCUGCUCCUGCUGGCCAAACAACCUCAAGAUCAUCCUGCGCAGUCUGUUCAUCCUCUGUGGAAUGGCGCCCAAUGAACUGCUGCCCUACGGCCGGCGGGUGGCGGUGUACAUGGCCCGCGUCCGUCCCGACCAGCUGGUCGAGGAGAUGAUGACCGAACUGCAGACGGUCGAGUCGAUGAACUACACCAUCGAGCGGACAGAGACGCCGCCAUUCUUCCGUAUCACGUCGCUGAGGAAGACGUCCAGUCACUCAGUGACGGAGUGUGGCGGCAGCGGCCAGCAGGACCCGGCGCCGCCGCCAGCCGCCGAGAAGGGCACUCUGCACACCAAACGGCACAGCGGCGAGGAGAUGCUCCGAGACAGUGUGACGGGCCAGCCGCGCGCGCUCAGCCACAGUCGGACCGGCUCGGUACGCAGCAGCUCCACCGUGUCCAGCUCCCGGUCCCAGGACCGCGGCCGGCUGAUUCACGAGGAGCCCGCCAGACACCAGACGGCUGAGGACAAUUUCACUGUGCUGCGAGCCCAAAUGGAGGACCAUCAGCAGCAGCAGCAGCAACAGCAGCAGCACCACCACCAGAUGCAGCUGGAUAACACGCCUCAGCCGCACCCGCUGCCGAUGCCGGAGUACGGCGGGUACUUUGCGCCGCUCUCCAGCUACCUGCCCAACUGCAGUCAGCCCAUCGCCAGCUUCCACCGGUGUAACCUGGCGCUGAUGCUGAUCCAGGACGUGGUGGUCGACUGCGUGGAGACGCCGUGGUCUCUUCAUGUGCCCUUCAUGCUGCACAUCAUAUUCCUGGGACUGGACAACGCCCGGCCCCUGGUCCACGAAAACUGUAAGCAGCUGCUGCUGAACCUGCUGGUGGUGCUGUCCCAGCACGGGGACCACCUGUCUGUGGCGGCCGUGCUGCUCAGCUGCCGAGCCGAGCUGCUCGAGUACGGACUGACACUGCCCACCCCGCCAGUUACUCGGCAGAACCUGACAGAGAAGGAGGACCAGCCGUGCCGCCAGUGGGAGGAGGCCGUCAGCUGCGCCUCCUCCACCAGCACUGCAGACACGGUACUCCAGUUCCUACCGUCGGCACCCACCGCCUACGGCACAGACUCGGGUCCGAGCUCGUCGCUGGUGACGGUGCCGACGAUCGUCGCGGGCGACGAGUCGGAGCCGGCCUCCCUGGUGUCUGUGAGCGCCGUCGAGCCGCCGGCGCCGCUGCCGCUGCCGCAGCUCUGCCUGGCGCUCAUCGACUUCCUGGCCAGCCGGCGCUGCCAGCCCAUGUGGGGACACGAGGACAGCAGUGCUAAGGUGUGGCACAUCCACUCGUCAGAGCAGCUCUCUCGGCUGCUGGGUCACGUGGUGCGGAUUUUCGGAGAGAGCCUGCCCUCUGCGCGCAUCCAGGAGCGCUGGGCCAAGGUGGCCCUGCACGUGGCUCUCAGCUGCUCGUCCCGACACUACGCCAGCCGAUCGCUGCAGGUGUUCCGGGCGCUGCGUGUGCCCGUCACGGGAGGGAUGCUCUCGGAGAUCCUGUCCCGGCUUGUGGAGACCGUGGCCGAACAGGGGGAGGACAUGCAGGGCUACGUCACCGAGAUGAUGUUGACUCUCGAGUCGGCCGUCGACUGCAUCGACUCCGACUUCCGUCCGAUCGACUUCGUCAAGGACCUGUUCAAGUCGACGCCGAACCUCAUCAACAAGGAGCCGCGCCGUCCGCACAUGACGGGCUCGGUGGGGCCGGCGUGUGGUACCCAGCUGGCCGGCCACCUGAGGUCCACCAGCUGCUCCACGGGGCAGCAGCCGGGCGGACCGCGCAAACAGCCCACCAGCCCCGGCAGCGACAGAGAGGGCCGUCCGGGCCGGGUGGCGGACGGCGGCAGCGGCCGCUCGCCCACGGGCGCCGCCGGCGCGCUGAGUCGCUCCCGGUCGGCCAACAGCCUGAAGCAGAUGUCUUCCGACCCGGACACGGAGGAGAACAAGCUGACGGUGCUGUCGCAGCUCUUCUGGCUGUCCGUGUGUCUGCUCGAGUCCGACUACGAGUAUGAGUACCUGCUGGCCAUGCGGCUGCUCGAGAAGGUGCUGAGUAAGCUGUCGCUGGACCGUCCCGACUGCCGGGACCGCGUGGAGCGACUGCAGCUGCAGCUGCGCUGGUCCACCUUCCCCGGCGUCCACUCGCUGCUGCUCAAGGGCUGCACCAACCCGGCCACCUACGAGCCGGCGCUCACCCUUCUGACCAGCUUCACAAAGCUGCUCGACUCGUCCGUGGUCGACCCGUCACAGAGCUCGGCUUUCCCGCUCAACGUCAUCGCCCUGCUGCCCUACAUGGUGUACCACUACGAGGACGCCAACCCGCUCUGCAUUCAGGCGGCCGAGAACAUCGCGCAGGUAUGGACAGAGGAGGGGA